GUACUCGAUAGAUCGAAACACAGAUUUGGAGAGGUAUUUCAACAUUGAUGCCAACAGUGGAGUCAUUACAACUGCCAAAUCUCUGGACAGGGAAACUAAUGCCAUUCAUAAUAUCACAGUUUUGGCUAUGGAGAGUCAGAAUCCAGCGCAGAUUGGGAGAGGUUAUGUAGCCAUCACUAUACUUGACAUCAAUGACAAUGCCCCAGAGUUUGCCAUGGAGUAUGAGACAACUGUCUGUGAAAAUGCUCAGCCUGGUCAGGUGAUCCAGAAAAUCAGUGCAAUUGAUAAAGAUGACCCACCAAAUGGCCAUCAGUUCUACUUCAGUUUAACAGCAGAAGCAGCAAAUAACCACAAUUUUACACUGCAGGACAACAAAGAUAACACUGCAACAGUCUUAACCAGAAGAAAUGGAUUCCGAAGACAGGAACAGUCUGUUUUCUACUUGCCAAUAUUCAUUGUGGACAGUGGAUCACCUUCACUUAGUAGCACUAAUACACUCACCAUCAGAGUCUGUGAUUGUGAUGCAGAGGGUAUUGCUCAGACAUGCAAUGCAGAAGCAUAUAUCUUGCCUGCAGGACUUAGCACUGGAGCCCUGAUAGCAAUAUUGGCUUGCGUCUUGACACUGCUCGUUCUUGUCUUGCUGAUUGUCACCAUGAGGCGACGGAAAAAAGAACCCCUCAUUUUUGAUGAAGAGAGAGAUAUCAGAGAGAACAUUGUCAGGUACGAUGAUGAAGGUGGUGGAGAAGAAGACACCGAGGCUUUUGACAUGGCUGCCUUGAGAAACCUCAAUAUCAUCCGAGACACCAAGACCAGAAGGGAUGUGACACCUGAGAUUCAGUUCUUGAGCAGACCAACGUUUAAAAGCAUCCCGGAUAACGUCAUUUUUAGGGAAUUUAUCUGGGAGAGACUAAAAGAAGCUGACGUGGACCCCUGCGCGCCACCCUACGACUCCCUGCAGACAUACGCGUUUGAGGGGAACGGCUCAGUGGCAGAGUCACUGAGUUCUUUAGAUUCAAUCAGCUCAAACUCUGACCAGAACUACGAUUACCUCAGUGACUGGGGCCCUCGCUUUAAAAGGCUUGCAGAUAUGUAUGGUACUGGACCAGACUGCUUAUACUCAUAGCCUUGGAACCUUUCUAUGAAAAUGCACUGAAGAGUACUAAAACAGAAAACUCAACCUUACAGAC
Molecule: messenger RNA, 1187 nt
Organism: Eurypyga helias (sunbittern)
Lineage: Eukaryota; Metazoa; Chordata; Aves; Eurypygiformes; Eurypygidae
Product: cadherin-7
Exons: 5
Biological process (GO): cell morphogenesis; multicellular organism development; adherens junction organization
Cellular component (GO): catenin complex; adherens junction; plasma membrane
Molecular function (GO): cadherin binding; calcium ion binding
Source: RefSeq, a predicted model, not a curated record